GCGCGCGGGCACCGCCGGAUGCCGCUUCCUCGGUGCGCAGCGCGCCCUGCGGUGCCGCCGGCUGCUGAUGGCGGCUCGGGGAGCGCGGUGCGGGGGGCAGCUGUGGCGCGGAACGCCUUGCCCUGUCGCUUUGUGAUUUCUGCAUGGAAAUGGUGCCUUCCACCUCCGGGUGGAGCCCUGCGGGGGUUCUGUCGGCGGAGCCGGUGCCGCUGUCGGUUUAUUUUUGGGUGCGAACGGGCAUUUCUGUGGUUCAUCCGGUCCUUCUUCCCCAAGCGCGGCUCCCACGCCCUCGCCGAGGCGCCCGGUCCGUGGCGAUAAGGCGCGGCGCUGCCCAGCCCAGCCCUGCGGUGCCUCCCGCUCGGGCGGCGGGGACGGGCGUCCUUACGGCGUGUGUUUAUUUAAGGGGCCGAGGGAAGAGAAAAAGAGCCAUCAGACCUUUCCGGAACACGCUAAGAAUGAGUCUGCCACAAGACAGAAAUAGGAGCUCUUGCAGCAGUGAAACGCUGGCGAAGUGCCUUCAGGCGAGGAAGGACUUGGAAACAGCUAUCUCUGGAAUUGUCAAAGCCGAGCAGCAGAUUAAAGAGAACUGGCGAGAGGUUAAAGCCAAGAUUCACAGCCACAUCAGUCGCCAGCUGGAAUGCCUGCGCAGCCGUGAGGUGUGGCUGUUUGAGCAGGUAGAUCUCAUUCAGCAGCUGAAGGAGGAGGCGUUGCAGCAGCAAGCUCAGCAGCUCUAUUGGUACUUGGGACAAUUCAAUUGCCUUAUUCAUCAGCUGGAACACUCCUACAAUAACGAACUAGCAAACCAGAUUUCAGUUUGCCUGGAGAGACUGGAAAGUCUCACUCUUAAACCAGAGGAGUCUUCUGUUCUGAAUUUUGAGGCUGACACGUCGUACCUUCGCCAGGCUAUUACCUCAUUUGGUUCAAUUAAAACAAUGCAAACCUCAGAGAGAGAGAAUACUUCUCCUUGGUUCCCAGGGCAGAAUUGUGCCCUAACAAACUGUGAGCAGCAGAAAACACUGUGUGGGACAGUGGGCGCCUCGCUUGCUGACUGGUUGCUUGGAAGCAGACCUGUGGAUGUUUGCCGGGCUCCAUAUGUUCCCAGCACCAAUCUUGAGGAAUGGGUUACCCAGAAAUCUGUGUCAGAACCCAGCCAGGAUUUAAGCUCUUCCAAAGUCUGCUAUUUUGAGAAAGCCUGGGGAAACUUGAAAGAUUUGGAAAACUGGCUCCUGCGCAAUCAACAGCAUGAUGUUGCUGGGAAGACAGAUGGGCCUGGUCACAAGAACUCCACCUUGACUUCCAACUCGUCCUUUUCCAUGGAAAAUAAGGUGGAGGAAUUGGAAUCCCUUGUGCAAGAGGAGGUGGACCUUUCUGACUGGCUGCUUACACCUGGCGUGGAAAACGGAGGUGGUGCUUCAGAUGAGAAAUGGAAGUAUGAAUUUAAACCUUUUAGGGAAGAAUUUAAUUGCAACGAUUGGCUCCUCAAAGCUGAAACAUGCACCAGUUGUCGUGGCAGCCAGAUCAAAAGCGUGGAAAUUGAGAACCUGGGAAAUCUGAAGUGCCUGAAUGAGCAUCUUGAUGGAAAGAAGUUACCCACUACAUCUGCUGUAAAUGCCUGGCUUCUUCAGCACCCUCAGGCCCCUUUUAAAAUGGAAGAUGUGUGCAAAGCUAAUGAGCUGUGUAGCAGCUUCUCAGAGUGUGUGUGUGAUGAAAACUGUGGAAAAGAGGCUCUGUGUAAAUGGCUUCUGAAGAAAGAAGGGAAGGAUAAAAAUGGAGUUCCGGUAAGCCAGAAAGCUGUACCAAACCUAGAGCAUGAGAAGACCAAGUCUCUUGUCAGUUCCUGGCUUAACCCUUCACAGCAGCUCUCAGGGGAACCUGUUAGCGCCGAGAAAGUGGAUUAUUCAGCAGAGAUAGCAGAACCCUUCAAAGUACUGCUUGAAAGGCCUCUGACAAGCUGGCUAGCCAAGUCUGAGCACAAAGCAGAAAGUGCAGAUGAAAAGGCAAGCAGAGAGAAAGUAAAUAGUAGUUCCAGAAGUCCCUUUGUGGACCUCUUGGCUCCAUUCCACCGCCCCUUGAACGUAAGCAGUUGGGUGUUGGCUUCAAACAACCUAGAAAAUGAUAACCCGCCUCCAGUGGAAGAUAAAUGGCUCCUACACAAGAAAGCACAAGAGUUUGGCCUUCCUACGGUUUGCGACCUGUUUGCCUGUAUGAAACUCAAUGGAGAUAACGAGAAAUGGCUGUGUCGCACCACUCUGCAGAUGUGAAGAACUGGAGGCGUUGGGGUUGUCCCCUUCCUGCUGACGAAACGCACAUCAAGCUGAGUGACUGCAGCCAGCUGAAUUCUCGUCUUGGUGUCUGGGGGUCUGCUUUGUCUUUUACAAUUAUAACAGAAAAAGAAAUAUUCAUAUAACAGAGUUAUGGUGCAAAAUACGUCUUUUUGUUAUGAUUAAUUUUGAAAUGUAAACCCACUGAGCAUAAGCAAUCUGACACUAUAGAGAUGUUAGUCAAUUCGUAUGUUAGGGGAUUACCUGCAUCUUCCUCAAUGGGCUCUCUCUUGAAGUAUAUUGAAACCAUAAAGCAACAUGUCUGUGGUGCUGUGAAUCAUCCACUUUUGCCAUCCACUUCAGAAAAACGUUGCAUUUACAUUCAGCUGCCACAGCUUUGACACGAGAUGGAUUCUAGCUUACUGGGGUUGCGAGAUAGCUUAGACUGUGCUUGGAAUUAAUUGUUUUUAAUUGAGCAGUUGCUAAUUGUAAAGGUUUCUUUUCUUGUCUUAUAUUGGUGUGUCUCCCAGCUGAGUAUGCAUAGUCUAAAUUUUGAAUACCUCAGUUUGUGGAACCUGGCGCAUGACAGGAGAGUUGGUAACAUGGUUUGCAACUUUUUGAGCCCUUCAGAGAUUUGGGGAAUUAGAUUCCUUCUCUUCAGAUUGGAUUUUUUUUUUUUCUAUUUUAAUUGGGAAGCACUGGCUUUGCAAACUGCAGAUCCCACUAUCUGAUCAAUUUUAAUGUUUUAGCUGUGAAAUUUCUUACUGUUAUCAGUAUGAAAGUGAGGGGUUUAGUAAUUCUGCUCCCUAUAGCCAUGGACAUACAGCUCAGGAGGUAUUUUACAUUUUGAGUUCAUAGGAAAGAAAGCAACGUUGGGUGGAAAUGUGGAUCACACCUGUCAGUUUGCGUGAAAAACUGAAGUUGCAUCAUUCCUGCUGCAGCUUCUACUCACUUCAGACUUAGUGACUAAAAAGCCUCCCCUUUUCCCUAUGGCUGAAGCCUGCCUCAAGAGUAAAAAUGAUUUCACUUCCUUAGGAUGCUGUAGAAAUUAACAAGAUCCAACCUCUGUAUGUGCGCACACGUUGCUGUCUGAUACAACCUGUGUAUUUGUUCCAGUUUUUGGGCUGAGGGGUACACUGCACACCUGAAACUGGACCCCAAAAGGGCUUAACAUCAAUGGACUGCUACCUAGAGGCGUUUGUACUUCAAUAGUUGGAGCUUUCUACUGAAAGCAGAAAGGUGCUUCUGAAGCUCACUUUUGUCCUUUGAACAUGUCUCUGUUGCAUGGGGAGAUGUACUAUGACUAACUCCAGUAAUAGCCUAAUUUGAUUAGCAGUUGAACUUGAUGAAAGUGAUUGAAGUGCAGCCCACCUCCUGUAAUUCCUUGUAGUUGUUGUGUGCUACCUUAUCAGUUCAUUAUGAGCCUUUAAACCUUGGGGGUAUGUAUUCCUUUACUUACUCAACUGACUUAUCACUAAUUGAUAUUUAUGUAAAACAUUAAUUAGUCUUUUCCAUUAAAAUAAUUGCAGCCAAGCUGUGUGGUAUAGCUU
Phasianus colchicus (ring-necked pheasant) is the source of this 3811-nucleotide messenger RNA. It is a transcript of the gene NCOA4, whose product is annotated as nuclear receptor coactivator 4. Gene Ontology annotation, molecular function: transcription coactivator activity. NCBI's taxonomy places the organism in Eukaryota, Metazoa, Chordata, Aves, Galliformes, Phasianidae. The record is from RefSeq and is a predicted model, not a curated record. Gene Ontology annotation, biological process: intracellular iron ion homeostasis; response to hormone.